GUUUCUUUUCUUCCCCCUCUCCGCUCCCCCCAUAAAAACCCCCUCCAAUCAACAUGUAUUCCCCAACUACACCUACCAAUCAAUAUUCACUGUGUGGAGUGAGAAUCUAGAGAGAGAAAGCUCUCAAUCUUUCGAUUUUCACUCUAUAACACGCACUAUUUCUCGAGAAUAUCGUUUUCUUGCCGGCAAGGAAUUUUUGUUGUUUAAUCGGUUUAAAUAUGCAAUCGGAUUCCGUAAAAGUGUCUCCGUUCGAUCUGAUGUCUGCAGUUCUGAACGGGAAAGUGAUUGAGACAUUAAACGCAUCGGAAUCGGUAGAAUCAUUGAUGCCACCGGCGUUGAAGAUGCUGAUGGAGAAUCAUGAGCUGCUUACGUUGUUUACGACGUCGGUUGCUGUAUUAAUAGGAUGUGUUAUUCUUUUGGUGUGGCGGAGAUCGUCUACGAAGAAAGCUGUUAAGGAUUUGGAGCCACUGAAGGUCGUUGCACCCAAGAGAGAGAAGGAACCUGAGGUUGAUGAUGGCAAGAAGAAAGUUACGAUUUUCUUCGGAACCCAAACUGGAACCGCUGAAGGUUUCGCUAAGGCACUUUUAGAGGAAGCCAAAGUUCGAUAUGAAAAGGCCGCCUUUAAAGUAAUUGAUUUGGAUGAUUAUGCUGCUGAUGAUGAUGAGUAUGAGGAGAAACUUAAGAAAGAGUCUUUGGUCUUUUUCUUUUUAGCGACGUAUGGAGAUGGUGAGCCAACAGAUAAUGCUGCUAGAUUUUAUAAAUGGUUUACAGAGGGGGAUGCGAAAGGAGAAUGGCUUAAUAAACUUCAAUACGGAGUGUUUGGCCUUGGCAACAGGCAGUAUGAACAUUUCAACAAGAUUGCAAAGGUGGUCGAUGAGAGUCUCGCAGAGCAGGGUGCAAAACGCCUUGUUCCUGUUGGCCUUGGAGAUGAUGAUCAAUGUAUUGAAGAUGAUUUUUCUGCAUGGAAAGAGUUGGUGUGGCCUGACUUGGACCAAUUGCUGCGUGACGAGGAUGACACGACUGCUGCCACUCCUUACACAGCUGCUGUUUUGGAAUACCGUGUUAUAUAUCACGACAAACCUGACCCAUCUGCAGAAGAUCAAAGUCAUACAAAUGGUCAUGCUAUUCAUGAUGCUCAGCAUCCGUGCAGAUCCAAUGUGGCAUUCAAAAAGGAGCUGCACACCCCUGAAUCUGAUCGCUCUUGCACUCAUCUGGAGUUUGACAUUGCUCAUACUGGACUAUCAUACGAAACAGGGGAUCAUAUUGGUGUUUACUGUGAGAAUCUAAGCGAGGUUGUGGAGGAGGCUGUGAGAUUAGUAGGCUUAGCACCGGACAGUUAUUUCUCAAUCCACACCGAUAAGGAGGAUGGAACACCAAUUGGUGGAGCCUCCUUACCACCUCCUUUCCCUGCAUGCACUUUAAGAAAUGCAUUGGCUCACUUCGCAGAUGUUCUGAGUUCUCCCAAAAAGUCUGCUUUGGUUGCUCUGGCUGCUCAUGCUUCUGAUCCCAGUGAAGCUGACCGACUAAAAUUUCUAGCAUCACCUGCUGGCAAGGAUGAAUAUGCUCAAUGGAUAGUUGCAAGCCAGAGAAGUCUUCUUGAGGUCAUGGAGGCAUUCCCGUCAGCUAAGCCUCCGCUUGGCGUUUUCUUUGCAGCUGUUGCCCCACGCUUGCAGCCCCGAUACUACUCUAUUUCUUCUUCUCCAAAGAUGGCACCAAAUAAAAUUCAUGUCACUUGUGCAUUAGUCUAUGAGAAAACACCUUCAGGUCGCAUCCACAAAGGAGUGUGUUCAACCUGGAUGAAGAAUGCUGUGCCUAUGACUGAAAGUCAAGAUUGUAGCUGGGCACCCGUUUUUGUAAGAACAUCAAACUUCAGACUUCCGGGCGACCCUAAAGUCCCAGUUAUCAUGAUUGGUCCUGGCACUGGACUGGCUCCUUUCAGGGGUUUCCUUCAGGAAAGAUUAGCUUUGAAGGAAGCUGGAACCGAGCUGGGAUCAUCUAUUUUAUUCUUUGGAUGCAGGAACCGCAAAGUGGAUUUCAUAUACGAGGAUGAACUAAACAACUUUGUUGAGACGGGUGCUCUUUCUGAGCUUAUCGUUGCUUUCUCCCGUGAAGGCCCGACUAAGGAAUAUGUGCAACAUAAAAUGAACCAGAAAGCUUCAGAUUUAUGGAAGUUGCUUUCAGAGGGUGCAUAUUUAUAUGUAUGUGGUGAUGCUAAAGGCAUGGCUAGAGAUGUACACCGAACCCUCCACACCAUUGUGCAACAACAGGGAUCUCUAGAGUCGUCCAAGGCAGAGGUGUACGUGAAGAAUCUGCAAACAUCAGGAAGAUACCUUCGUGAUGUUUGGUAAUCAAAUCUCAAUUGAAGAAAUUAGUUUUGGCUUAAUCCAUUCAGAUUUUUCUUCAUCUUUCCUACAAAUUAAUUAAUGGUUACUACUUGCUACUAGAUCUGAUGAUGAUGAGAUGGGUCCUUUUUCUUUUUAUAUAGGAAUCCAAGGUCUAGUAUGUCUUGUAGUAAACAUGUAUGUAUUAUUAUUUUUACGAACCCACCCAAUUAAUUGGUAUACUUUAUGAUAUGAUGUUUGUAUCAUAAUCAUCCUAGGAUUUUAAAUCACCUAUUUGUGUUGAGUUAUAAAACAACAAAUUACAAGAUAAAAAGGUUGUUCGGUUGGUUUUUCA
Molecule: messenger RNA, 2676 nt
Organism: Cynara cardunculus var. scolymus (artichoke)
Lineage: Eukaryota; Viridiplantae; Streptophyta; Magnoliopsida; Asterales; Asteraceae
Product: NADPH--cytochrome P450 reductase-like
Exons: 16
Coding region: 219-2348 (709 amino acids)
Cellular component (GO): cytosol
Molecular function (GO): NADPH-hemoprotein reductase activity; FMN binding; flavin adenine dinucleotide binding
Source: RefSeq, a predicted model, not a curated record